CCACACACGCCAUGGACGAGCAGGAGGCGCGUGACGCGAGUGAGCUGAUGCACCUGUUCACCUCGGGGAACCACCAGCGCAAGGUCGGCGGCACGAAGAUGAACGCAGAGUCCAGCCGCUCUCACUCCGUUUUCAGCGUCCUUCUCGAGGUGUACAACAAGGCUUCCAAGAAAACGACAACCGGCAAGCUGUCGCUGGUGGAUCUCGCGGGCUCAGAGAGGGCCGACAAGACGGGGGCCACCGCGGACCGCCUGAAGGAGGCCCAGAGCAUUAACAAAUCUUUGUCAGCAUUGGGGGACGUGAUCUCGGCGCUUUCCAGGAACGAAAAAUUCAUCCCAUACAGGAACAACAAACUCACCCAGGUGAUGCAAGACUCCUUGGGUGGCAACGCCAAGACGCUCAUGUUCGUCAACAUCUCGCCGGCGGACUACAACCAGGACGAAACCGUGACGGCUCUAACGUACGCCACUCGCGUGAAACUAAUCACGAACACCGCCGAGAAGCAGCAGGAUGGGGAAGAGGUAUCGCGGCUCAAGGAAACUAUCCGCAGGCUGCGUGCAGGGGAACAGCACGACGACCGUGCCUCGGGUGCCAACGGCGACAGGGAUGAGGACGUUGGAAAAGAGGGCAGCUAAGAACGCGAUACCACCAAAAAACAAGAACUUAGUCUGUGCUGUUUUCCUUUCCUCAAGAAAUGACGAAAGAAGAACACGGCCUAUCAAUUGUGUAAUAAAAUAUCGAAUACAUUGUUGAUCGCGCCCUAGGGUCCAGCAUUUCAAUGCUUCCUGGACAAGCAUGCUGAAGAACCACGGUGCGAAAGUAUUAUUUAGGACAAAGUAUAGUCUAGAAGAGAAACGAUGGAUAGUUGGAAUGCACAGCAACGCCGAUUAGCACCCAGAUGUUGUUCAUGAUACAGGACGUUGUGAUAAAAUGCUUGUGUCUGGCAUAAAGGGAGGCUUGUUGAAGGCGUAUACAAAACAAUCGAUGUUUAUUGAAGCCCUCGGAAUUGCCAUGGCGUUCUCUUUGGGGGAUGCGAGGAACAUCACGUAGUACGAGACCUCUCGAACGAGAGAAGAAAUUUUGCACUACGGCUCUGAGACGUUUUGUGGCAGGAGUGUUGAAUUCGUAGACAAUUGGAGACCGAUCUUGUUCGAAACCGUUGGAGGUGUCAUGGCGUUUCUAUUGGGGCACACGGGAAAAGUAAUACGUAGAACGGGGACCCUCGAACCGAAGAAAAAGUUUGAGUGC
Ectocarpus sp. CCAP 1310/34 is the source of this 1248-nucleotide messenger RNA. The record is from the annotation of a GenBank genome assembly. NCBI's taxonomy places the organism in Eukaryota, Phaeophyceae, Ectocarpales, Ectocarpaceae.